This is a messenger RNA of Exophiala xenobiotica, 2141 nucleotides long. RefSeq lists its product as hypothetical. The transcript is spliced from 3 exons. Bases 517 to 2040 code for a protein of 507 amino acids. Gene Ontology annotation, molecular function: sucrose:proton symporter activity. Lineage: Eukaryota; Fungi; Ascomycota; Eurotiomycetes; Chaetothyriales; Herpotrichiellaceae. The record is from RefSeq and is a predicted model, not a curated record. Gene Ontology annotation, cellular component: membrane.
CCUUCAGUACGCGUAACGUGGGCGCUCAGUAGAGUACACUCAUCGCAUUGGCAUGGGCUUCCUUUCUGAAAUAUGAUAGAUCAAUGCUCUGACAGCCCUAGUGAGGCUUCCAUUAGACUGAGGCGUGCUAUUUACCGCCAUCACCACCUUGAGGCGGCUUGCGAUCCUCGACGCGACCGCCCCAAUUAGCAGUCCUCGACACCAACGACAAACAGCUUUGAUGAGAUGCAGAGAACCGCAUCAUGGAGCGGGACACCCUCCAUCAAGGGCUCGACAGAGUCCAUGCGCAUGAUCCUGCUCACAUUUUGCCUCAUUGGACUGCAAUUUACAUGGGGCACUGAGAUGACAUGUAAGCCAGUCCUGUCCCCAGCUUCUCGAGAUCUGCUACCGUCUUCUACCCGCACCGAUGCUGACUGAGGUUGAUGAGAAGAUGGCACACCGUACCUCCUCCAACUCGGCCUAACAAAGUCGAGAACUUCCCUCGUAUGGAUCGCCGGUCCCCUCUCGGGAUUGCUCAUGCAGCCCGUCGUCGGCGCCUACGCGGACAAGUCGACAUCCAAGUAUGGACGCCGGAGGCCCUACAUGCUGGUCGGGGCGCUCAUCACGGGACUAGGAUUACUCCUGUUGGGAUGGACGAGCGAAGUUGUGGGACUGUUCGUCCCAGAGGGCCCGACGAAGAAAGAUUUCACCAUCGUGCUGGCGGUGUUGUGUAUAUACGCGCUGGAUUUCAGCGUGAAUGCGGUGCAGGCGUGUUGUCGCAGUCUCAUCGUGGAUACGCUGUCCGUGAGUCAGCAGCAGGCUGGGAGCGCGUGGGCGAGCCGGCUGACGGCCGCGGGACACUUGAUGGGCUAUUUCAUCGGUACGUUUGAUCUGGUGAAGAUCUUGCCGACGUGGAUGGGAGGGGAUAGCCAGUUUAAGAAGAUGGUUGUCAUUUCAGCGAUGGCGCUUUGGGUGUGUACGGGCGUGACGUGCUGGGCGGUUACAGAGCGGGUGAGGAUAGCCAGGGAGGACGGCGAAGAUGGCAUGAACGUCAGGGCGGUGUUGGGGAAUCUGUGGCAUAGGACGAUGAACCUGCCCAAAAGAAUACAAAUGAUUUGUUGGGUGCAGUUUUGGAAUUGGGUCGGUUGGUUUCCGUUCCUAUUCUACUCAAGCACAUUCGUUGGCGAAAUAUACUAUCGCUACGAGCACCCUCCCGCGGAGCCCGGAUCGAAAGACGAGCACGAUGCACUGGGCAACAUUGGACGAUUGGGAAGUAUGGCGCUCGUCAUCUUCAGCCUCAUCACGUUCGGUUCAAGCGUGCUUUUGCCGUAUAUUGUGAGCUCCCCAGAAGCAGGCGAUGAGAAAUUCACACCACGCCCACCGGCGUCGCUAGGGAAGACCGUCCAGACGGUCCUGGUACGGGCGCAAAGGAUGCAGCCUGACCUGACGAGCGCAUGGAUGUACUCAAACUUGUUGUUCGCGGGGAUUACGAUCUGCGCACCAGGGGUACGCAGUUUGAGCGCGGCCACAGCACUGGUGGCGAGUUGUGGUGUUCCUUGGGCGGUGUCGUGCUGGGCACCAUUUGGACUGUUGGGCAUUGAGAUCAACAGAACGGGCUCCUCUGGGCAUGCAAAUGUGCAUGGGAGCAGUGUACCCGGGUAUACGGCUGUUCGGGGCAGUGUGGAUGAGGACGAGGACAACGACAUUGAGAUGGAAGAGGCCCGGGACCGGAGGGCGGUGAGCGAUGGUGUGCUACGGCUAAAUCAUCCUGAUGAUCAGGGCGCGCAUGCGUCAACUGGCGAACUUGCGGGCAUUUAUCUGGGUGUGUUGAAUGUUUAUACGACACUGCCGCAAUUCGUGGGCACGUUCAUCAGCUGGAUUGUCUUCUCGGUGUUGGAGCCAGGACGGAAUGAUCAUGUUGCGGACGAGGAUUCGGACCAUCAUCGCUGGUUGAAUCUGAAGAAGAAUGCGCCAAAUGCGAUCGCGGUGUGUAUGUUUAUUGGGGCCUGUUGUUCGGUCGUCGCGGCGGAGGCCGCGAGGCGGUUGAGAAGGUUGGAAUAGAUAAGAUGCUCUAUAUGGAAUGUAUAUAUACUAAUAUUUGGCAUGUGGGCUGUAUGAUCAGAUGGCUAGAAGAUCGGAUUCCAGAUGAGCAGAGGUUGAGC